Molecule: messenger RNA, 1945 nt
Organism: Hypoxylon fragiforme
Lineage: Eukaryota; Fungi; Ascomycota; Sordariomycetes; Xylariales; Hypoxylaceae
Product: origin recognition complex subunit 5 C-terminus-domain-containing protein
Exons: 2
Coding region: 145-1722 (525 amino acids)
Biological process (GO): DNA replication; DNA replication initiation
Cellular component (GO): nucleus; nuclear origin of replication recognition complex
Molecular function (GO): DNA replication origin binding
Source: RefSeq, a predicted model, not a curated record
GUUCUAUCCUUAAAGCUGCAUUGCUGCUGCAUAUUAAUUGCUACCUAGUAGGUAUCUACACACAUGUAUGCAUGUACGACGUAACCAAUUCAUCUCAUGAGGUUUAAUGGCUUCAAUUGUUUUUAAACACGUAAACAGAACACAAUGACAAGUAUUUUCGAGCUACCCGACGAGCUCGUCGCGACUCUGAUCGAGAACUUCCCCUGUCGCGAUGCUCAGAUCAGAGCUCUAGCCACGCUGCUCUACCCCCGAGCUGCACCGUGUCGCAACCUUAUCAUCCACGGCACCGAGGCCACCGGCAAAAGUGUAGUCACCGCUCGCUUGCUCCAGGCUUUGCGCAAUAAUGGUGAAAACAAUGGCGAUGGCGAUGGUCCCUCUCUCAACUUCGCCAUUAUUAAAUCCGCCGAGUGUGUGACGGCACGACACCUGUUCGAGACGACCGUCCGUUCAGUAGCUCACGCUUUGCAAUCGGACGAGGGAGGAGUCGUCGGCCGCUGCGAGACGCUUGCUGCUCUUACCGUUGAGCUUACCAAGAUGCUGAAGCGCGACGCGACUCAGGAUAAAGACUGGAGAUUCGUGUUGGUCUUUGACGGCAUCGAUCGCCAACGAGAAGCGCCUCCUACAUUGCUACCCGCUCUUGCUAGACUGUCCGAAAUCAUACCCGGCCUAACGACGAUCUUCAUCCUAACCGCCCCCUCGCCCUCCCUCCUCCGCGUAUCCUCAACACCGCAGCUAUACUUCCCACCAUACACGAAACCUGAGUACAUAACGAUCCUCUCGCGCCCGCCCUACGCGCCCCCACCUCUCCCGAACACUACAGCCCAAGAAACAGCCGACCUAUGGACACGCUUCGUAGGCGCCGUCCACGACGCCCUUGCGAAACCCGCGUCUCGCAGCCUACCGGGGCUCUCCCGCGCCAGCGCCUCGCUAUGGCCGCGGUUCACCGCCCCCGUAGCAGCCGGCACGCACCGCGCGCGUGAGUUUAGCAAGCUCCUCGUCGCGGCACGUGCCUACUUCCAGGACGAGAACAUGCUCGAGCCCGGCAUUACGCUCACCUCCGCCAAAGCCAAACUACCGCCACCAACCACCAUCACUCCCGGCACAAAUACGCCCAAGAAAAAGAGCGAGGAGACCCGACUCAGCACCACCACCAGCAACAACAAAAAAGACCUCGCAACCCUCCUCCCCCCAACCGCCCGCCUCCUCCUCAUCGCCGCCUACCUCGCCUCGCACAACCCCCCGCGCCACGACCAAACCAUCUUCAGCACCUGGCACUCUGGGCGUCGGCGUCGCGGCGGCGGCCCCACCGCCGCCAUCUCCAACAACAACAACAAAAUCACCCGCAAAGCCAAGCACCGCAAGAUCGCGCGCAAGCUGCUCGGCCCCGGCGCGUUCGUGCUGGAAAGGAUGGUCGCGAUAUACGCUGCCACGCGGCGGGAGUGGGCUGGCCCUAACAACAACAACAGCAACAACAACAUUAUCAGCGAUAAUAAUGACGAGUGUGGUGGUGGUGGUGGUGGUUGGGGCGGCGUAGACGGCGACGUCGGCAUGGCGAUCGCGACGCUGACGAGCUUGCGCUUGCUGGUCCGCGUCGGAGGGGGGGGGCUGGUGGGGGAUGCGAUGGAUCGCGGGGGGAAGUGGCGGGUCGGGGUCGGGUGGGAGGUUGUGCGCGCCGUGGGGAGGAGCAUGGGGGUUGAGGUUGAGGAGUGGCUUGUUGAGUAGGGGUGCUUGCUUGCUUACCUACCUAGGAUAUAGGUGCUUGCGUACUAGGUAGAUAGGUAGAUGGGUAGAUAGGCGAUGCCGAGAAUGAAGCGAGGCUAUUAAAGUGAAUAGGUAGUGUUAAUUCUUAUAUCCAUACCGGGUUUAUUUAGGUACAUAUAGAAGUGUUUUUAGGAAACAAAGGGGGUACCGAAUACAUAGACUAGGCAAUAUCCCCUACCAUAUA